Messenger RNA from Coregonus sp. 'balchen', 2047 nucleotides. NCBI's taxonomy places the organism in Eukaryota, Metazoa, Chordata, Actinopteri, Salmoniformes, Salmonidae. The record is from the annotation of a GenBank genome assembly.
AUGGCCUCGUGGUUCGGUUGGAGCAGCGAGCCGGACUACCGGAGUCCGCGGCGGGACCCGUCUGACGUGGUCACGGACACCCUGAUGCUGGAGCUCAGCUGGCAGCUGAAGGAGGCCGAGAGGAUGCAGCGUGAGAGGGACAACGAGUACCGACGACUCCAGACCGGCGUGGACUACAGCUGGCUGGUCAACAAGCCACGCAACACCUACGACGUGUUACCUGGUGAGAGGCUGGGCCUGGAGGACCUGUGCUCCAAGGUGCAUCCAUCCUACUGCGGAGCCGUCAUACUGAGGUAAGUAACCUUUGACCUUAGUUCUUUCUGUACUUAACCCCCUAACCUGACGUAGCAGGCGUAAAAAGACGCCUGAGCGGAGUCCCCACAUCCGUUUUUCAGGGGAAAAUACUGUAUCCCUGAAAAUCUGAAACAUCAGCUUUCUUCCGACCCAGCAGAGUGUUAUUCCCCUAAUCUACACUGGCCUUCUGGUCAAGUUCUCUAUACAAAGAGAGAGAGAGAGAGAGAGAGAGAGAGUUGGUGGAGAGUAUAAAAAGAGCUGGAGGCCAGUCGGCCAAAUCAACAGGAGCAAGGGGCCGGUGGGGCUGGUCUAUUUAAAGGCCUAAGAACUUAUCAGCCUCGUCUUGAGAGGAGUAAGUAUCUUUAGUUGGCAGGCCUUCCCAUAGAUAUAAAACAUCUGUCAUAUGGUAUAUCUCUAUGGGAAGACAGAGGGGCCACCAUUAAAUGUAUUCCUGCCUCUCCCCUGCCCUGCUGUCCAUGCAGACAGAGGAGCCACCAUUAAAUGUAUUCCUGCCUCUCCCCUGCCCUGCUGUCCAUGCAGACAGAGGGGCCACCAUUAAAUGUAUUCCUGCCUCUCCCCUGCCCUGCUGUCCAUGCAGACAGAGGGGCCACCAUUAAAUGUAUUCCUGCCUCUCCCCUGCCCUGCUGUCCAUGCAGACAGAGGAGCCACCAUUAAAUGUAUUCCUGCCUCUCCCCUGCCCUGCUGUCCAUGCAGACAGAGGGGCCAUCAUUCAAUUUAUUCCUGCCUCUCCCCUGCCCUGCUGUCCAUGCAGACAGAGGGCUUGUUUGGAUCAAAGGUUUUUCAAGUGUAUUAGUGAUAGCACAUGUUGUGGUGUUACAGUGACGAUGGUAAACGCUGCUGAGUGGAAUAGUAAGAGCUCAUCCCCUUCCCACGCAGUUGAAAUGUACUCUCUGAACCCUCCAUGAGAAAAGUAGACGCCCACAUGGUUUCUCUUCUGUGACUAUAACCAGGCAAAGUGAAACAAAGCUAUCGAUUACAGCGGAUGGCUAAAGGUCUCUUGGUUUGUACCAUUUUAAAAUCUAAAGAUAAAUCAUCCAUUUAUCCUGAUACAUAUACUUUUGGGGGAGGUUUGGAACCAUACUCACGUGAUGAGUCCUGAAGACUUACAUUGGCUUCUUGUAUGAAUGCCUAGGCUUUAGCUUGGCGAGAUAACAGUCUUGUAGUACGCAAGACACCCAGGUUUGAACCCCUGCCAGUGACAUGAAGACCUGUGUUGGCUCCCUGAGUUAAUUCCUAGGCUUUAGCUCAGGGGGCAAACCUAACGCAGUCAUGUAGCACAAAGGAGACCUGUGUUCGAAACCCGACCAGUCACACAUGGGUCUAGCUGAGACUGAUUUGACUUCCUCUCUCUCCGACGUCCAGGUUCCGCCAGGUGGUGACUGAGAACGAGCCGGAGUUGCAGGAGGUGUCUGCCCUUUUCCGCACAGUCGUCCUCGAGGCCUUGGACCGCAUGAGGGAGGAGCAGGAGGCGCAGCGGCUCUCGCGCCAGUGGAACAACAAACGGGCCAUGAGCAUGUCUCUCAUUAACUUCAAGUCGCGCGUCAAGAUCAACCCCUUCGGCAGCACCUUGGGCCUGACCUCGACUGGAGGGGGAGGGGAGGGUGUGUGCGAGCUGAAGACAGUGUCAGAAGAUGUGGAGAAGGCGCUGGAGGAGAGGGCUGACAGGGCCCAGAGGGUGUGGAGCAUACCCGACUUCAGACACAAAGGGUUGUACACUACCAAGGCCGUCUGA